Messenger RNA from Antechinus flavipes (yellow-footed antechinus), 873 nucleotides. Its product is annotated as S-antigen protein-like. The record is from RefSeq and is a predicted model, not a curated record. The transcript has 2 exons. Lineage: Eukaryota; Metazoa; Chordata; Mammalia; Dasyuromorphia; Dasyuridae. Bases 1 to 873 code for a protein of 290 amino acids.
AUGGGCCCGGAGACGGGACCAGCCACAGAAUGGCAACGGCGACGUGAGAAGAGAGGAGCCCACCGGGUAACAGCUGGAGGUGCCACCUUGGCCCCGGGGCGAAUACAGCAGCCCCCGGCCUUCUGGCAGGACGUGGCCCAAGACCCCCGGGCAGUCUAUGGCCACAGGGCCAGCGGCACCCGUCCCAGAGAGCCGAGCAGCUCUAGAAAACCCACUCCCCAACCACACAGACACCCGUGCCCACAACUGCAUGAGGCGUGUGGCUGCCAGGCUUCUGAAAGGCUGCAGAGUGCCGGGCAGGAGGGAGGAGCCUCUCCGGGCAGCGCCAGGCAGGAGGGAGGAACCUCCCCGGGCAGCGCCGGGCAGGAGGGAGGAGCCUCCCCGGGCAGCACCGGGCAGGAGGGAGGAGCCUCCCCGGGCAGCGCCAGGCAGGAGGGAGGAACCUCCCCGGGCAGCGCCGGGCAGGAGGGAGGAGCCUCCCCGGGCAGCACCGGGCAGGAGGGAGGAGCCUCCCCGGGCAGCGCCGGGCAGGAGGGAGGAGCCUCCCCGGGCAGCGCCGGGCAGCGCCGGGCAGGAGGGAGGAGCCUCCCCGGGCAGCGCCGGGCAGGAGGGAGGAGCCUCCCAGAGCAGCGCCGGGCAGCACUGGGCAGGAGGGAGGAGACUCCCCGGGCAGCGCCGGGCAGGAGGGAGGAGCCUCCCUGGGCAGCGCCGGGCAGGAGGGAGGAGCCUCCCCGGGCAGCGCCGGGCAGGAGGGAGGAGCCUCCCUGGGCAGCGCCGGGCAGGAGGGAGGAGCCUCACUGGGCAAUGCCAGGCAGGAGAGAGGAGCCUCUGUGGGCAGCACUGAGCCUGGCCCUCUCACGUUAUGACACAUAA